Messenger RNA from Aspergillus mulundensis, 1107 nucleotides. RefSeq names its product cupredoxin domain-containing protein. The transcript has 2 exons. Bases 1 to 1107 code for a protein of 368 amino acids. The record is from RefSeq and is a predicted model, not a curated record. NCBI's taxonomy places the organism in Eukaryota, Fungi, Ascomycota, Eurotiomycetes, Eurotiales, Aspergillaceae.
AUGUCCUCCAAUAAUUCAGGAACAUCAGCAACAGAAUCCUCAAGACCUAGUACAGCGACCUCGUCCUCUGCCAAAGCGACGCAUACGAUCAAAGUUGGGCCUAAAGAAGAUCCGCAUGGCUACGUUCCACACUCACUAGACGCCAAUGUCGGCGAUUUGAUCGUCUUCGAGUUCUCCCCUCGCAAUCACUCUGUUGUGCAGGCAGACUGGAAGGCACCAUGCAUUCCUGCCGAUGGGGACUAUUUCUUCUCUGGGAUUAAGAAUGAUUUCGACGAAGUAAAUGGGCAGGUUGUCGGUGCAUUGCCGACGUGGAAUUGGACUGUCGAGCGGGACGAGAACGAAACAAGAACAUGGGAAUCCCAACGAGACGCCGCCCUCGACUCCCCCUACAUGCUCCUCCCCGGCCAACCCAUGCCAGCCGAAGGCUCGAAACCCGGCAGCGGCACAUCCACAACGGACCACGCGCCCCCACCCUCAGCAAGCAGCUCAUCCUCCCACGGCCUCAGCCCCGGCGCAAUAGCAGGCAUCACCGUCGGCGCCGUCGCCGUCGUCGCGAUCCUGUGUGGGCUCCUCUUCGUCCUCGGCCGGAACACGAUAUACAGGAAGUGGCUUUCGCAGAGCGCCGAAGGAAGCGGCGGGAGCGCAAGCUCUGCGAAGAAUAUCCGCACCGCCCAGUGGGUGCAGUCUUCGCCUUCUGCGGGCGAUGCGGCGCGGAGCGAGGGCGAUGCCGGGAGUACCGGUGUCCCCGGGUACAUCAACGUGCAUGGGUCUUCGCCGGUGAACGAGCCUGCGGGGCUUGCGCUUGGGCAUGGGCAUGGGCAUGGGCAUGGGCUUGGACUUGGAUCCCGGCCGGCUACGGGGAUGGGAUUCGUCUCGAUGGAUCAUAAUCUGCCGCAGACCCCGCCGCAUAGCGGUGUGUUUUCGGCGCUUGAUGGGGCGUAUGGGGUUAAGUCUCCGUCUCCUCUGGGGACGCCGAGGCCGGUUCCGCAGCAGCAGCAGCAGCAACAGCAACAACCGUAUUGGAUUUGGGAUCAGAGCAUCCAGCCGUAUCACCUGGGUGGUCGGAGCGGCGGACCGUCAGAGCUGGAGGCGAAUAGUGGCAAGUGA